AGACAAACUGUUGCAGGUACGCUGCUGACGCACCUCAGUUCAGCCCUCCCUUCUGGCAAGGCAGGGCUUAUUGUGCGACGCGCUGAAGCUGUUUCUCUCCCCAGAACAGAAGCGCCUCCUGCUUAUCAGGCCAAACGCGCUUUGUACUCAAGGCAACCUGCGCGUAAAGUCGUAUUUUCGGCAGAGAAAUGGGAACAGACUCUCCUUUGUUGUUAGCUUCAGUCUCUCUUCUGUCUGCCCUGCACAUGGCCUACUUGGCUCGGCGAGUUGGUUUGUCCAGGUUGGCCCACAAAGUCCUGCCUCCUUCUGUCUCUGGACCUCCAGAGUUUGAGAGGAUCUUCCGUGCGCAUCAGAACUGUGUGGAGUGUUACCCUCUGUUCCUGGUCGUCAUGUGGACCUGUGGCAUGUUCUUCAGCGAGGUGACCGCAGCUGCAGGAGGGCUGGUCUACAUCGUCGCCCGACAAAUCUACUUCCAGGGCUAUGUGAAGUCCAACGAGAGCAGAUUGCCUGGUUUCUACCUGACUCUGGCUGUCUUUUUCACUAUGUCUCUGCUGGCUUUGAUUGGAAUUCUACGUGGGAUAUUACACAAGUACUUUGACAUCCAUAUGUGAAGAGUUCACUUCCACCUAAUUGUGUAGAACAACCAGUUAAACACACACACACACUCUGCUGUCAUGCUGAGUCAGUGUGAAUAAAUUAAAUAACUUAGUCUGAUUAAAUUAAUGCAAGCAUA
This is a messenger RNA of Scatophagus argus, 733 nucleotides long. It is a transcript of the gene mgst2, whose product is annotated as microsomal glutathione S-transferase 2. Gene Ontology annotation, cellular component: nuclear envelope; endoplasmic reticulum; membrane. Bases 189 to 611 code for a protein of 140 amino acids. NCBI's taxonomy places the organism in Eukaryota, Metazoa, Chordata, Actinopteri, Scatophagidae. Gene Ontology annotation, biological process: leukotriene biosynthetic process. The transcript is spliced from 4 exons. The record is from RefSeq and is a predicted model, not a curated record. Gene Ontology annotation, molecular function: leukotriene-C4 synthase activity; enzyme activator activity; glutathione transferase activity.